AUGCUUCUCCUCCUGGUUCUCCCGGGCGUGGCAGCAAUAAACGACCCUCUGACAGAUUUAGAGAACAUUGCUGGAAAGCUGGUUUUCUAUCAAAUGGACGGUAAUGCCACGUAUGUGAGAGACUCAGGAGAGCUGGCCUCAGAUGUUCCCACAGAGACCAUGUUUGAACUCUUCGAUCCCCAAAGGAACUACAGCUCAGCAAAGUUCACUUACACCUGGGACUUAGGGAAUGGCGAAGUGAUCCAAGGCACUGAGCCGGUUGUCCGCUAUCAUUAUUCAGCAUCAGGAAACUACACACUGAAGCUGAAAGUAAAAUACGCUCCUGCAGUCACUGGGGUCUACUCCACGGAUGUUAAAGUGCUUGAUGCCAUCAAACACAUCGAACUGAAGGGGCCGUCAGAUUACGAGGUGUCUCAGAACACCAGUCUGGCUUUUCACGUUGAUGGAAGUCCUCCCAUGUGGGUGUGCUGGCGUUUCCUCCCCAACUGCGUGCCGGACACGACGGGCGGCUGCACGCUGACGAUGCUCUACGAGAACACCCUGAGACUGAACCACACCUUCACCUCCACCGGCGUCCACUGUCUGGACAUCAGCGUCCGCAACGACAUCAGCAAGCUGCAGUCCUCCUUCAGCCUCUACGUCAGGAGAAGCAGUGAGUGAUCUGUUUUCUUCAUCCUGUCGUGUGCUGCCGUUCUUGUGGCCACUUUCUCCUUCAUCACCGUCAUCGCCUGCCGUCCUCGACAUCACAGCAGAUCACAGGUACAUAAAGGACUCAAUGUGUUCAGAACCACAUGCUGA
Molecule: messenger RNA, 798 nt
Organism: Stegastes partitus (bicolor damselfish)
Lineage: Eukaryota; Metazoa; Chordata; Actinopteri; Pomacentridae
Gene: tmem130
Product: transmembrane protein 130
Exons: 6
Cellular component (GO): plasma membrane
Source: RefSeq, a predicted model, not a curated record